Molecule: messenger RNA, 5050 nt
Organism: Durio zibethinus
Lineage: Eukaryota; Viridiplantae; Streptophyta; Magnoliopsida; Malvales; Malvaceae
Product: auxin response factor 6-like
Biological process (GO): regulation of DNA-templated transcription; response to hormone
Cellular component (GO): nucleus
Molecular function (GO): DNA binding
Source: RefSeq, a predicted model, not a curated record
AAACGACGGUUGCGUGUUCAUUGGUUGGAGGAGCAAAACAACAGUAGAAAGAGAGAAAGAAAAGCAAACGGCAAAGGUAAAGAGCAGUGAAUGGUACAAAGUAGUAAGCAGCAGGGAACUCUCUCCUUCUCUCUCCCACUAGUCAGCACUCAGCAUCAGACCACCAUGAUUUCCAUUACUGGAAACAAAAAGAGCCCCAGCCCUUAAAAACCAGUACCUUAAAAACCAGUAGAGAUUUCUAAAUCUUUAAAAUCCUCAACCAUAGAUAUAAUAAAACAUAUAUUCUUCUGCAAAAUAUCUAUAAAUACCCAACACCUCUUUUGAACACAGUUGGACUGCACAAAGUAGAGAGAGAAAGCUUUGAGAGAAGAAAACCCAUCUGCAUGAGUAAUAAUAAUAGUACUAUAUGGUUCUUAUAGCUUGUACACUUUGAAUCAUUUUUUUUUGGGUUUGUGAGUGAGAACAAAGAUCUGGGUUUUCUUUGUUAAAAAAGAAACUUAUUGAUGAGAGGUUUGAAAAAUCGUUAUCUUUCAAGCUGAGAUCUGUUGGGUAUUUCUUGCUUGCUGGAGUUAGUGGUUACUAGCUUCAAGGAACUCAAAAGAAAAAGCUGGUGUUUUUGUUCACACUUUAAGGAUCAAUAGUCUUUGUUUUUGGGAGGUGAAAUGUGGGGCUAAAGUGUUGGAACAUAACACAAAAAAGAUUAUGUUGUUGUUUUAGCAUUAAGGUUGUGGUUCAAGAGAAGAACACUUGGGGGUUUUUGGGUGGAGAAGAAGAAGAUAGGAGGCGGAUGAGGCUGAAAGCAAUUGUCUUUUGUAGUAAAACCGGUUUCGGUUGAAACAAAAAAAGGCAAGAACUCUUGGGGUUGGGGCUUUUUGUUUUUGUGUUGUUUUUAAAAUCUCUUCUUUGACGGGUGAAUUGUCAGCUUUUUUUUUUUCUCAAUUGGAGCUGGUUCUUGUUAAGGCAUGGUGUUUCUUGUGGAGAGAAAGGAGUAAAAAGAAGGGUAUUUGAUUGUGCGUGUCCUUGUUUGGAGGAUUUAGGUGCUUAAUUGGUGUGGUUAAAGGAAGGGUUUUUGGGGUGGGGAAUCUUUUUCUUGAGGGUCUAAACUUGGGACUUAAAGGUAUUGUUAAAUUUAUUCAGAAAAAAAAAAUGAAGCUUUCUUCAGCUGGUUUCAAUCCCCAAACUCAGGAAGACUUUGCAGGAGAGAAGAGAGUUCUGAACUCUGAACUUUGGCAUGCAUGUGCGGGUCCUCUUGUUUGUCUACCUCCGGUCGGAAGUAGGGUUGUUUAUUUCCCACAGGGUCAUAGUGAACAGGUAGCUGCAUCAACCAACAAGGAAGUGGAUGCCCACAUACCUAACUAUCCAAGCUUACCUCCACAACUUAUUUGUCAGCUUCAUAAUGUCACCAUGCAUGCAGAUGUUGAGACAGAUGAAGUAUAUGCACAAAUGACCUUGCAGCCUCUGAGUCUGCAAGAACAAAAGGAGGCUUACCUACCCGCAGAAUUGGGCACUCCCAGCAAACAGCCCACAAACUAUUUCUGUAAAACAUUAACAGCCAGUGACACAAGCACUCAUGGAGGGUUCUCUGUUCCUCGCCGAGCAGCUGAAAAAGUGUUUCCUCCACUGGAUUUCUCCCUGCAGCCUCCAGCUCAAGAGUUGAUUGCAAGGGACUUGCAUGAUAAUGAAUGGAAAUUUAGGCAUAUAUUUCGGGGCCAGCCCAAAAGGCACCUCUUGACAACAGGAUGGAGUGUAUUUGUAAGUGCUAAAAGACUAGUUGCGGGUGAUUCAGUGCUUUUUAUCUGGAAUGAAAAAAAUCAAUUGCUUCUUGGUAUCCGACGAGCUAAUCGACCUCAAACUGUAAUGCCUUCAUCAGUUUUAUCAAGCGAUAGCAUGCACUUAGGGCUUCUUGCUGCUGCUGCUCAUGCAGCUGCAACAAAUAGCCGUUUCACUAUAUUUUAUAACCCAAGGGCUAGUCCAUCAGAAUUUGUUAUACCGCUGGCAAAAUAUAUCAAAGCUGUCUAUCAUACUCGAGUGUCUGUUGGUAUGCGCUUUAGAAUGCUGUUUGAAACUGAGGAAUCAAGUGUUCGUCGAUACAUGGGCACUAUAACUGGCAUAAGUGACUUAGAUCCUGUUCGGUGGCCAAAUUCACAUUGGCGAUCAGUCAAGGUUGGCUGGGAUGAAUCAACAGCUGGAGAAAGGCAGCCAAGAGUUUCCUUGUGGGAGAUUGAACCAUUGACAACAUUCCCCAUGUAUCCAUCUCCAUUUCCUUUAAGGCUUAAGAGACCAUGGCCACCGGGAUUACCUUCUUUCCAUGGCAUCAAGGAUGAUGAUCUAGGCAUGAAUUCUCCAUUUAUGUGGCUACGUGGAGAUGCAGAUCGAGGAAUGCGGUCUCUGAAUUUUCAGGGGAUUGGAGUUACACCAUGGAUGCAGCCGAGGCUGGAUGCUUCCAUGAUGGGUUUGCAGACUGACAUGUACCAAGCUAUGGCUGCUGCUGCACUGCAAGAGAUGAGAGCUGUGGAUCCUUCCAAACCAGCAACUGCAUCGCUUCUGCAAUUCCAGCAACCCCAAAAUCUACCCUGCAGGCCUGCUGCUUUAAUGCAGCCCCAGAUGUUGCAGCAGUCUCAGCCUCAGGCCUUUCUUCAGGGUGUUGAAGACAACCAGCAUCACUCUCAGUCUCAGCCUCAGGCUCAGGCUCAAACACAGCCACAUCUUCUUCAGCAACAACUGCAGCAGCAGAAUUCAUUUAAUAAUCAACAGCAGCCACAGCAACCACUGUCACAGCAACACCGGCAACUUGUUGAUCAUCAGCAGAUUUCUAGUGUAGUGUCUGCCGUGUCACUGUAUGCUUCAGCCUCUCAAUCCCAGUCAUCAUCUUUGCAAGCCAUAUCUUCACUAUGCCAUCAACAGAGCUUUUCUGAUUCAAAUGGGAACCCUGUGGCCAGCCCUAUUGUAUCUCCUUUGCAUAGUUUUUUGGGUUCUUUUUCCCAAGAUGAAUCGUCCAAUCUGCCCAACUUGCCUGGAUCCAACCCUGUAAUAACUUCUGCUGCAUGGCCCUCUAAGCGGGCUCCUGUUGAAGUUCUCUCAUCUGGAUCUCCACAGUGCGUUCUAACCCAGGUGGAACAGUUGGGGCCACCUCAGACAAACAUGUCUCAAAAUUCCAUUUCAUUGCCACCCUUUCCUGGCAGGGAGUGCUCGAUAGACCAAGAAGGGGGUAUCGAUCCACAGAGCCAUCUCUUAUUUGGUGUUAAUAUAGAGCCUUCAUCUCUUCUAAUGCAAAAUGGGAUGUCAAGCCUUAGGGGAGUUGGCAGCGAUAGUGACUCCACUACUAUGCUCUUCUCUCCUAAUUAUAUGAGUACUACUGGCACUGAUUUUUCAGUUAAUCCCGCAAUGACACCUUCCAGUUACAUUGAUGAAUCAGGAUUCUUGCAGUCUCCAUUAAACGUGGGCCAAGGAAACCCACAAACUAGAACCUUUGUUAAGGUUUAUAAAUCAGGGUCCUUUGGGAGGUCACUUGAUAUCUCAAAAUUCAGCAGCUAUAAUGAGCUGCGCAGUGAACUUGCACGCUUGUUUGGCCUUGAAGGCCAGUUGGAGGACCCUUUGAGAUCAGGCUGGCAGCUUGUAUUUGUUGACCGGGAGAAUGAUGUUCUUCUCCUCGGUGAUGACCCCUGGCCGGAGUUUGUGAACAGUGUCUGGUGUAUCAAGAUACUUUCACCUCAAGAAGUGCAGCAAAUGGGCAAACGAGGCCUGGAGCUUCUAAACUCUGUCCCAGUUCAGAGGCUCUCUAAUGGCAGCUGUGAUGACUAUGUGAGCCGGCAGGACUCGAGAAAUUUGAGCUCUGGUAUUGCUUCUGCGGGGUCUUUGGACUACUGAACAAUUUGACGGGUUAAGAUACUGUUUUUCUCCUUUAAUAUUAGCGUCUCUUGCAACCCUUUUAUAGUAGGUGGAAAGAGCUGCCUAACUCAAGCUUGAAGUUUUUAUAUAUAAGCUAAUACUGUAAUUAUAAGAGAUUUUUGUCUCCUAUGUUGUUGAAAUAUGUACAAUCCAUAUUUAUUAGGAUUUCAAUAUUCGUGAAGCAAGCUGAUGUUGAACAAUUUUUGAAGUUUCCCAAGUUAUAAAAGUUCCUAUCUGGUAUGAAAUUGGAUGGCUAGUAAAUCCAAGAGCCACGUGAUGGUCCUUAUAGUUAAAAGUAGUUGUCAAAAACCAACCAUUUCUGCGUUCCAUUAGUGUGAAAAUGGCCCCCCUUUUCUUGUUUUGUUCCAACUUCUGAAAAGUGAACACAAACCCUGCUUUCACUAUCAUCAUCAGCUCAUCAAUCUAGAGCGUUUGUCAAUAUCCUAACUGAAGGGGAGACAUAUGCCAUCGUUUCUGGCAGUCUCCUGUUUGAUGAAAAGGAGACUAGUCCUUCAAACAUAUCCUGGUAAGAAAAAAAAGGUCGAGUGUCGGGGUUGUUUGAGGAGGGAUAAAUAAAUGAUGGCACCUAGACUUGGAAAUAUUUGAUAAUUCCAUUGCAGUUCAUCUAAACAACAAUGAUUAUAUGAUCAUAUAACCAUCUUUGGGAUGGUAUUGUAAAGCAAUUUGAAAAGAUUCUGAAGAUCAGUAAGACAACAAAAAACCAGUCUCUCGAGGUGUAAAACAUCGUACCUAGGACAUGUUUUUAUGCCUUCAGAGACUCUUUAGAGGCAGCUGAUCAAAACAUAUCUGCUCCAAUUCUGUCUCACCAAAUUGUGACUACAUGUUUUAGAGGUGGAAAUUUUGCUGCAACUCAAAUGAGGAUGGCAAGAGAACCCUACAAAUCGCUAGAAAAACGUUGAAGUUGCCUUUCCUAUCUCUUCAUCUGGAAUUCAAGUAAAAAAAAAAGCGGAAUCAAAUGCAGCAGAUGAAAUGGAAGGUUUCCAAUAAUUCGUAGCCGAAUUUAUGGGCCAGCUUUAUGUCGGUAGACCUGACAUGUCCACAAGCAAAUUUCAUGGGAAUUUCUACCAAAUUCCCAUUUACUCAAGAGGAUAAAAUUCAAUGAAUUUAAAGAAAGGGUAGGGAGAGAGAGGAGAUAUUAGUU